This is a messenger RNA of Xyrauchen texanus (razorback sucker), 3536 nucleotides long. RefSeq names its product ferredoxin reductase (gene fdxr). The transcript has 13 exons. The coding region runs from base 67 to 1536 and encodes 489 amino acids. Gene Ontology annotation, cellular component: mitochondrion. Gene Ontology annotation, biological process: ubiquinone biosynthetic process. The record is from RefSeq and is a predicted model, not a curated record. Lineage: Eukaryota; Metazoa; Chordata; Actinopteri; Cypriniformes; Catostomidae.
CAUUUACACAGAAUGUGAUUGUUCGUCUGGGACACCGUUGGGCUGUUGUUUAUUCCUCGACAUCUGAUGGAGAUGAUAUCCCGCAUCAGAUCGUCUGUGAUCAGGAUGCACAGUCUGUCGCGAGCGUCUUGGCGUCUGCUCGUCGCGCGCCGACCGCCCGUAGUGCGAGGUUAUUCCUCUGGGCCCGCCCCAAGGGUGUGUAUUGUAGGUGGAGGUCCUGCAGGUUUUUACACCGCACAACAGCUCCUGAAGGCUCGGCAAGAUGCAGUCGUUGACAUUUAUGAACGGCUGCCGGUGCCGUUUGGACUGGUGCGUUUCGGCGUCGCCCCCGAUCACCCCGAGGUCAAGAAUGUCAUCAACACUUUUACCCAGACAGCCCAGCACGAGCGCUGCAGUUUCCAUGGUAAUGUGACUGUGGGGAAAGAUGUGAGCGUUGAGGAGUUAAGACAGGCUUACCACGCUGUUGUGUUGAGUUACGGAGCCGAUGGAAACCGUUCCAUGGAAAUUCCAGGCGAAGACCUGUCUGGGGUCAUCUCAGCGAAAGACUUUGUUGGAUGGUACAACGGACUUCCGGCCAAUAAGGAGCUGUGUCCUGACCUCAGCUCGGAGACAGCUGUGAUUUUGGGGCAGGGAAAUGUGGCUUUGGAUGUGGCUCGAAUUCUUCUGUCACCCCAUGAAAUGUUGAAGAAGACUGAUAUUACCCAGCAUGCACUAGACGCAUUAGCAGGCAGCAGCGUGCGCAGGGUUUUGAUCAUAGGCCGACGAGGACCCCUUCAAAUAGCAUGUACCAUCAAGGAACUCAGAGAAAUGGUGAAUCUGCCGAACACUAGAGCGGACAUGCUGCCCAGUGACUUUGAGGGUGUCGCGGAAACUUUAAAAGAUCUCCCCAGGCCGAGGAAGAGAUUGACGGAGUUGUUGAUGAAGGCGAUGAAUGGCGGAGGAGACGGUCCGGUUGAGAACAGCUGGGGCUUCCGUUUCUGUCGCAGUCCUGUGGAGGUUCUUUCAGGACCUGAUGGGAAAAGAGCCGCAGGAAUACGACUGGCUUUUAAUAAGCUUGAGGGGUCAGGGGAGGUUGCACGGGCAGUGCCUACAGGUCAGUUUGAGGAUGUGGAGUGUGGUUUGAUCAUCAGCAGUAUCGGUUAUAAGACAAUUCCCAUAGACCCUGACGUGCCAUUUGACCCCCGACGAGCCAUCGUGCCGAAUGACAUGGGAAGAGUUCAGGACACAACGGGUCUGUACUGCAGCGGCUGGGUCAAGCGAGGACCGACUGGUGUGAUCGCCACCACCAUGAACGACAGUUUUGAUACAGCACGUAUUUUAUUGCAGGAUAUAGAGGCAGGAAAGCUGGAUGUGUCAAUCAACAAACCGGGUGCACAGGCGAUCACUGCCCUUCUACAAACACGAGGUGUGAAAACAGUGUUAUUUUCAGAAUGGGAGAAGAUUGACGCAGAAGAGGAGAGUAGAGGCAAGUCCGUCGGAAAACCCAGGGAAAAACUACUGAAUGUGGAGGAGAUGUUGAAACUUGCCUGGUCGUGAGAUUAAUACCCCUGGAGCUCAGUAAGAUUGUGCAAUUAUUGCUGGAACGUUACCCAGAAUAAUAAACUGAAGGCCAGUGUGCCAGAGAUCCUUCAUUACUGACUAUGGAGCGUCUGAAUCCAAUGGCAGCACAAUCACAAUCCAGCUUGAGCUGGUAAAAACGUUUUUGAAAUGUAAGGGGAUGGCUCACCCCUAAAUUUAAAUUCUGUUGCAUUUACUCACCCUCAUGUCAUUCCAAACCCAAAAUGGAACACAAAAGUAGGAGUUUAGCAGAAUGUUCAUGUCGCUCUUUACUAUGCAUUGAAAGGAUACAGGGGAUGUCGAGCUGCAAAAUUUAAUAAAAACAGCAUAUAAGUACAAUUAAUGUAGUGCAUAUGAUUCAUGUGCUAUAUUCCAAGUCUUCUGAAGACAUUAGUUGGCUUUGUGUGAGGAAAAGACUGAAAUUGAAUUUGUUUAAUCAGGCAGUGAAUCCGUCUGGCUGAUAACAUGACAAAAGGAUUGGUGUGUUCACCAAAAUCAUAUUUUCUUUAUAGUACUUUGUCACUUAAAUCAGUUUUUGUUUGCUACUUUGCCACUUAAAUCAUUUACAUUUACAUUUAUGCAUUUGGCAGAUGGUUUUAUCCAAAGCGACUUACAGAGCCCUUAUUACAGGAACAAUCCCCCUGGAGCAACCUGGAGUUAAGUGCCUUGCUCAUGGACACAAUGGUGGUGGCUGUGGGGAUCGAACCAGCAACCUUCUGAUUACCAGUUAUGUGCUUUAGCUCACUACACCACCACCACUCCAGUAGUCAUUUAAAUCAGUUUUUGUUUGCUACCAAACUUUAAGUCUGAAUUAAACUUUUAUUCCCUGAAAGUCUUCCCCUCAUCUGUAGAUAUCAAAUCACAUUUGUCUUUGCAGAUAUUUAAAAAAAUGGCAUGUCAUGAUGCAUCUAUUUGAUCGACAUGAAAGUAAUAAAUCAUGACAGUAUUUUCAGUUAAAGGUGAACUAUUACUGGUAGCACAGGUUUUUAACAUGAGUAACAAUGAACAGUACUUGUACAGCAUUUAUUAAUCUUGGCUAAUGUGAGUUACAACAUUUUAAAAUUAAAAAAAGACCUCAAAUAUGAACUAACAAUGAGUAAUUGUAUUUUUAUAAACUAAAAUUAACCAAAAAAGAAAAGUAGCUUUAAAGUGUCCAGUUAGAUAUCAAUGCAAUGACUAAACUAUGAUGUCAUGGCUUGCACUUAUAAUUAUAACUACUGUUUACUAAAAGUACUACUGGCACCGUGAUGCAUGCUUAAAAUGAAGUUGGACCAGUUGCUGUAAAGGUAGUUUACAUGUGCCUCUUUCUGUUGUGUUUGCUUGUCAUUUGUCCAGAAUAAACUAAAUUGUGUUUUGUGAAAUUGCAUGAAUGAAAACAAACUUGAUGCUCAAAUGUUAGAAAACAUGUUUUUACAUAAUGAAUAAGCAAUGGUGUCCAGUCAGCCAGAUAUUAUUGCCAAAUAAACCUCAACAUGUGAUCAGGCUUAGCGUCAUCCUGAAGAGGGGAUUAUUUUGAUAUUAAUUCGAUAAUGACCAAUGGACAGCAAAUUAUCCUUCUUGUAACACAUCUAUUUACCAAGUAAUUAAACAUGGACAUGAAGUAUUGAUUUGACUAAGUUAAUGUAUUACAAAUUAUGAAACUAAGACAGUGAUGUAGGAAAUUGAUUACGUGGGACGAUUUGAUUGUCAUCAAUAUUUGAGUCACGUAUGAUAGAGAGCCAUGUAAUAACACUUUAUUUUUGAUCAGUUUUGUAGAUUUUACAAUGGGUAAAUGACAACGCAACGUGUUUUUAUAUUAUUGAAUAUUUUUGUGUAUAUGCUGUUUCCUGCAAGAUUUGUGUUUUCAGACGGACUUUUCAUGUUAAGAUGUCUUCAUUAGCGCUGUCCAUGACCUUUGACCUCUAUCUGUAUAAAUGGAUAUGUAUUUCUUUAAUAAAGUUAAUACAAAACGAUUGGAGACACAGACAAAAAAGACUUAA